AUGCUGAAACUAUAUUUCACUUCAUCAAAAUUCAAAUCAUACAUACCAGAUUGGAUUCUACUAUUAAUUUCCCUAAUACUUUUUUUUAAAUAUUUUGAAAUUUUAAAACCAUUUAAUAGACAAUUUUAUAUUAAUGAUCCAAAAUUAUUACAUCCAUUUGCAACAAUUGAAAGAGUUACUGAUAAUCAAUUAUAUAUUUAUUCAACAAUAAUUCCAAUUAUAAUUAUCAUCAUCGUCUCAAUAUAUUUACGAACUCAAAGAAAAUUUAAAUCAUUUGAAAAUAUUAAUUUUGAAUUUUUACAUUUUUUACAAGUUUCAAUAUUAGGAUUAUUAUUAAGUGUUACUUUAGUUUCUAUAAUAACUGAUAUUUUGAAAGUUUGGAUAGGUAAUCCAAGACCAGAUUUUAUAGCAAGAUGUGGUCCUAAAUCAGGUACUCCAAUAAAUACAUUAGUUGAUGUUUUAGAUGUAUGUACUGCUCCAAUUGGUGAAAUAUACUUAUUAGAUGGGAUGAAAUCUACUCCAUCUGGUCAUUCUUCAAUGAGUUUUGCAGGAUUAGGCUUUUUAUCAUUAUGGUUGUUGGAUGUAUUUAAUAAUUUAAAUUUUAUUAAUAACAGAGAUAUUGUUGAUUUUAAUAAUAAUAAUCCCAAUUCAAAUAAAAAGUCAAGUAAUUUUCAAUUGAUUUUCAAAAUUAUAUGUAUUUUACCAUUGAUUUUUGCAAGUUAUAUUGCAUUAAGUAGAACUCAAGAUUAUAGACAUCAUUUUUUUGAUAUUAUAUUUGGUGGAUUGUUAGGUUUAAUAUUAUGUUAUACUAUAUAUAAAAAGUAUUUUGGACAAAAUGGAAAUUAUACAAAAGAUAUUCAAGAGAAUAGUCAAAGUCCGUUGAGUAGUAGUAGUACUGGAAGUGAAUUUUUUGCUAAUGUAUAA
This is a messenger RNA of Lodderomyces pseudojiufengensis, 924 nucleotides long. RefSeq names its product Dpp1p (gene DPP1). The transcript has a single exon. Bases 1 to 924 code for a protein of 307 amino acids. Gene Ontology annotation, molecular function: phosphatidate phosphatase activity. Gene Ontology annotation, biological process: phospholipid metabolic process. Lineage: Eukaryota; Fungi; Ascomycota; Pichiomycetes; Serinales; Debaryomycetaceae. The record is from RefSeq and is a predicted model, not a curated record.